GCCGUGGCCCCGCUCGCCGCGGCGCUAUGGAAGGCCUCCUGCGGCCCGCGCCCGCGGAGGAUACCGUGUGCUACCGCCUGUUUGCCGCGGCGGCGGCGGGGCCGGGCGGCGAGGCCUUGCUGCGCCGCUGCGCUGAGGCGAUCGUGGUGCGGUUCGCGCCGCUCCUGGCCUCCUACAUCUGGCAGCGGCAGCCCUUCGGCCUGCGCUACGUGCCGCCGCACGGCGAAACUCCGGCGCACAUCGGCGGCAGCACGCUGUUCGGCGACAAUGUGGAGGACGAGUGGUUCAUCGUCUACCUCAUCCGGGAGAUCACCAGGGAGUUCCCGGGGCUGGCUGCCAGGAUCGAUGACAACGAUGGGGAGUUUCUCCUUAUAGAAGCAGCUGAUUUUCUCCCGAAGUGGCUGAAUCCUGAGAAUAGCAACAACAGGGUGUUCUUUUACAAAGGAGAGCUGCACAUCAUCCCACUGUCAGAGACCGAUGAGCAGGAGUGUGACCUCUCUGUUGCCAGCCCGACAGUCUCACAGGGGUUAAAGCUAUUAUCCACCCGGUCUGAGGAGUGCCUGGCUGCAGAACCCAUCAGAGCAGCAGUCUAUAAACGCAUCAGUGGGUAUCCUGAGAAGAUCCAGGCCUCAUUUCACCGAGCCCACUGCUACCUUCCAGCAGGCAUCGUGGCGGUGCUGAGGCAGCGCCCGUCCCUGGUGGCUGCAGCGGUCCAGGCCUUCUACCUGCGCGAUCCGGCUGACCUGCGGGCGUGCCGCUGCUUCCGAACCUUCCCCCCAGAGCAGCGCGUGAUGACCACGGUGACUUUCACCAAGUGUUUGUACGCACAGCUGAUGCAGCAGAAGUUUGUUGCGGAUAGACGCAGUGGGUACACAUUGCCUCUCCCGUCUCACCCUCAGUACAAAGCCUAUGAGCUGGGCAUGAAACUGGCUCAUGGCUUUGAAAUUUUGUGCUCCAAAUGCAGUGAAGUAUCUCCUGAUUCCAAGACAAAUGUGCCACAUGGUCCCCUGUGGGAGAGAUUCCUCAACAGCCUGAAGGAAAAAAAUUACUUCAAGGGACAGCUGGAAGGGUCUGCUAAGUACCUGGAACUGUUGCAUAUGGCAGAAGAUUACUUCCAGCAGUCUGUUGCCAAGCCAGAGAGCUCUGCUGAAGUGAGCCCAGGUGAUGAAAUCUUGACAUUACUGCGGACAACCACCAUUGAUUUGGAGGAACUUGAGAGAGAUGCAGCUUGUCUUCCUCCAGAGGAUGAUGACAGUUGGCUGGACAUCACACCAGAUGACCUAGAUCAGCUGCUGAAGGAGGCAAGAAAUGAGUCCCUUCCUUCCUCAAAUGAGGAAGAGCAGAAAUAUGACUUGGAAGCAGUCGCUGAAAGCAUGAAGGCUUUUGUAUCCAAAGUCUCCACGCAUGAAGGAGCAGAAAUGCCAUGGUCCUCUGAUGAAUCUCAUGUUACCUUUGAUGUAGAUUCCUUCACAGAAGCCUUAGACAGAAUUUUAGGGGCAGACUCAGAAGAGCUGGAUUCUGAUGAUCUGGAUGAAGAGCAGGAGUUUGACUUCUCUGAUGAGGAUGAUGAAGACUUAGAUGCUGAAAAUCAAGGACAGGACCAGAAGGUAUCACCUAAUGAACUUAUAGGCAGUCUCAAGUCAUACAUGAAUGAGAUGGAUCGUGAACUGGCACAUACCAACGUUGGUAAAAGUUUCACCACCCAAAAGAAAGAGGCAAGCUCUGUUAAAGCAACUACAUCUCAAAGGGCUGGCCCUGAUUCUGGAGCUGAAGAUCCUGAGUUGACCCCAGUUGAUGUGGAUAUGAACCUAGUAGCUAACCUGCUCGAAUCCUACAGUGCUCAGUCUGGCCUGGCAGGACCCACCUCUAACAUUUUACAGAGCAUGGGAGUGUAUUUACCUGAAAAUGCAGACCACAUUGCCUCCAAUGAGGCAUCAACACAGUAACAGACUGUCCUAGGUGAGAAGACAGUGGCUGCUGGAAAAAUGAAGCACAGAAAGACUGGCAGGCUUUGCAAGAAGAGACAAAAGGUUUGACUUUAAAGCGUUUUAUGCAUUAGUUCUGUGUGACUUUAAAGAUGCUGCGUGACUUUACCUGCAAAAGCCAUGUUUCUAAAGAGACCUUUAGCCAU
This is a messenger RNA of Dryobates pubescens (Downy woodpecker), 2131 nucleotides long. It is a transcript of the gene ECD, whose product is annotated as ecdysoneless cell cycle regulator. The transcript has 13 exons. The coding region runs from base 27 to 1946 and encodes 639 amino acids. NCBI's taxonomy places the organism in Eukaryota, Metazoa, Chordata, Aves, Piciformes, Picidae. Gene Ontology annotation, cellular component: nucleus. The record is from RefSeq and is a predicted model, not a curated record.